AUGUUGGCUGCCUCUAUCUCUUUUGCCACAGCCGUUGGAUUUUGCUCUGAGCCGCAAUUUAACGGUCGGGUUACUGUCGCAGCGAGCAAUUCACCCUCUAGCGUGACUCUAUCCGGCGACAAGGACGCAAUCGCGGAGAUGAAGGAGUACCUUGCUGCGAAGCAAAUCCACGCGCGAGCUCUUCAGGUCGACACAGCCUACCACUCUCACCACAUGCGUGCCUGUGCUGAGCCUUAUUUGCGACGACUCAAGGAGCUCGGUGUGACUGUUCAAACUCCAUCUGCUGAUCAGAAAUGUCGCUGGUAUUCGGGGGUUAGAGAGAACACUGACAUUCUUGAACAACCACUCGGAUCGGAGCUGGAGGGACAAUAUUGGAUUGAUAACUUGACACAGCCAGUCCUUUUCUCCCAAGCUGUGAGUUCCGCUGUUGAGGGCAACGCCGCGGGAUUUACUGCAGCUAUCGAGGUUGGACCACACGGCACUCUGAGAGGACCGGUCAAUCAGACUAUGAAGCAAUCAGCUUCCAGCAGUUCCUCGAUGGCCUAUAUGGCCUGCUUAAGCCGGGGCAGCGACGCCGUGACGACCUUCUUAGAGACUGUAACCACCAUCUGGACUCUUGCUCCAACAUUCGUGAAACUCUCUGGAUGGCGCUCAGCCCUCGGCAACAAUACCCCUAAACCACCGAUUAAGGGUCUGCCCCCCUACGCAUGGGAGCACACUCAAGCUCAUUGGCGUGAGUCCCGGAUUGCUGGUAACUAUCGUCUCAGUACAUACCCUCCGCAUGAUAUCCUUGGUCGCCUCUGGAACGAUACCGGCUCUGAGCAAACGUGGCGAAAUACGUUGGGGCUGAUUGAGAUGCCGUGGCUCAAAGAGCAUGUGUUCCAGAGUCAAGUUCUUUUUCCUGCGACCGGGUAUAUCAGUCUGGCUCUCGAUGCAGCUAAGGUAUUUGUCAAGAAUCAAUCGAUUAAGCUCGUCGAGGUGCGGGACAUGAGCAUCCCAACGGCAUUGCCCGUCGGCGAGGGAGACGAGGUUGAGAUUCUGUUUACAAUCCGGAGACGGGUCUCGCCUAAGAGUGUAGGAGUUCAAAAUGACUCGAAAUCAAUCAUAGAGGCCGAGUUCACGUGUCACAGCUAUCCUCAUAAUGAACAAGGAGCGGACAAGAACUGUGAAGGUCUACUGAUGAUUUAUCUGGGUGAUCCCGAGCCAACAGACGUGGCACCCACAGAUAUUUCUGAUGUGGAACUGACCCCAUGCAACGUGGAUCGAUUCUACCACGCAGCGUCGGAGAUCGGCUUUCAAUACGAGGGCGCAUUCCGUGCGCUGGAAUCGCUCAACAAAUGUUGGGGCCACGCAAAGGCAGUUGCCUCUUGGUCUCCAGAGGACCCCAGCAUGAAUGUUGCUUGUACCGUACAUCCGGCCAUCCUGGAUGUUGCUUUCCAGACAGGACUCUCAACCAUUCUCUCUACAGCCGAGAGGUCGAUGCAUAGUCCGUAUCUGCCGAUUGGAGUGAAACGGGCCGUGAUCGACCCCAAUUGGGAUUUUAAGACCAACGUUGCAAUCGAAGCUUAUAUGACCAGUCCAACGGUCGGUCUGGGGCCACGGAUCGAAACCGAUAUCAACGUACGAAGCUCAAACGGUCAAGCAGGCUUCUGUGAGAUUCAGAUGGAGGGGGUGACAUUCAAGGCCAUUUCGGAGCCACAGCCUUCGGAAGAUCGAAAUAUUCUAGCCAAGACUGUCUGGGGCCAUCAUGCCGCACAUGGACUGGUGUAUGCACCUGAACUGACAGAUAGUGACCAACUGGGUUCACAAGUCUAUACGUCUGAGGAGUACGAACGUGUUGCAUUAUUUUACCUGCAACGUCUCAGCCAGUCAAUCAGUGCGCAGGAGAUGGACGUUUUGCCGCUACAUCAUCAAAGACUUGUCCGGUCUAUCAACGUACUCGUGACGAGAACUCGCGAGAAUACUGAUCGAAUGUUCUUGCAGCCCGAGUGGUUGAAUGAUAGUACUGAGAUUAUCACAGAUCUUCUCAAACGAGACCCGAGUGACGUUAACAUGGCGUUGCUGACAUCCAGUGCAGACAGAGCCAUGUCAGUUCUAAAGGGGACGUUCAGAGGAAAUAGGAAAGAGAGUUUGUAUACCUCGCUCUACCACCAGACCACCUGGGGUUCAACCUGCACCAAGGCUAUUGCUCAGCUGAUGUCUCAGAUCAGCCACACGUUUCCUAGAACUAAUAUCCUACAUCUAUGUGGUAGUUCUGCCGAGACAGUCUCAAAGAUAUUAGAUGUUGUUGACGAUGCGUACGGGUCGUAUACCUGUGCCAAUGGGUCGCAGGAAAUUAUAGAUGGCUUGAGAGACAAGAUCGGCCUGGCAUCCGCCAAAGAAAAGCGGCUCUCAUUCGAAGUGCUUGACCCUGAGACCAGAACAAGCCAAGAGCUCUUCGAUAUUGUCAUUGUAACAGACGUGUGUGGUGUGAGACAAGACCUUUCACAGAGUGUCCAGGGUUUGCGAAACCUCCUGCGUCCUGGUGGCUUUCUGAUCGCAAUGGAGCUUACAGGCAUGUCUCUCCAGCCGAUGGCAGUUCUGGGCUCCUUGGAAGACUGGUGGGCCAACGGCGGACUCGAAGUUGAAGCGCCCGGUAUGAAGACAGGUGAAUGGGACAAUCUUUUAUCGAACAAUGGGUUCUCGGGCAUUGACUGUAUAACGCACGAUCGAGCCGAUGCCAGCAUGCAUGGUUAUUCUGUGUUCUCCGCGCAAGCCAUGGAUGACCGCCUCGAAGUCCUCCGCAAUCCACUGACUUCGUUGCCCAUGAUAACACCAUCUCCGAUCGUAUUCAUCGGUGGUGAAACAAACCGUGUAUCAAAACUUAUUCGACAGGGCAAGAGCCUUCUGCGUGGCCUGGCCUCCGAGGUUCAAGUAUGGAGUCGCUUUGACCGGAUUGACUCCUCCCGUAUUCCUCCUGAAUGCUCAGUCAUCAACCUCCAGGAUCUUGACAAGCCACUAUUCUCAUCCCCUCCUUCGGUGAAUGAGCUCAAAAAUCUCAAGGAAUUACUGGCUAGUGCUCAGAAUAUUCUGUGGGUCACAUCCGGUCGCCUAGUGGAUGAUCCGUAUGCCAAUAUCAUGGUUGGCAUUGGGCGGUCGCUGAGACAUGAACACAUCCAUCUCAAUCUUCAAUUUCUGGACUUUAACCAGGGGGAGCCAUGGGAUAUUCAAACCGUCGUCACUCAACUCCUUCGUCUGGUAUUCUCGAAUUCGUCCCCAGACAUUACGGACGGGAUACUUUGGGUACAAGAGCCAGAAAUUGUGAUCAAAAACUCGCAGAUGAUAACUCCGCGGGUGCUCCUGGAUCCUGAGUCCAACGAGGUCUACAAUGCUGGUCGUCGUCCAGUGGUGAAGCCUCUUGGACCUUCAGAUGGAUUUGAGAUUGUUAACGACAGAGUCGAAGCGUCAUCGAAGUCCACCCUUGCCGUUGGUCAUUCGUUCGAGAACCUGGAGGACCGCGUUGAAGUAGAAGUUGAGUUCUCAGUACCUCUACAUGCAGAUGAUGAGACUCCUCGUUAUCUGUCACUUGGCCGCGUGAAAGAUGGUCGGCGACAUGAGGCGGCAGGGCUAGCCCUGUCAUACAGAGAGUCGUCUCUCGUCACUAUUGAUAGCAACUGCGACUUCAGCUCUCCAGUUCUUCGUGACUGCGACGCCUCGACACUCGUGAAGAUAUCGACUCUUCUGCUUGCGUUCAAAUUAGUCUCCAGUCUGCCGAGAUCUGGGACAACCCUGAUAUGUGAUGCACCUGACGGGCUCCGCAGAGCAAUUUCUGCGUUGGCAGCAGAGGAUGCUCGAAAGGUAGUGUUUAUUGCAAUCACGCAAAAACCUCAGAAGGGCAGAAGUCCGCCAUGUGUUUCUUUUCAUCCGCAAAGUCCUAUUCGUGCUAUGAGAAAGAAGCUACCUGAUGAUGCGGUUGUUUUGUUCGACUUUUCGGGGACCAAUGCGGCCUCUAUUCUACCGGUUCUGUCCUCGGGUUACCGACCACAAACCCUUGAUCUGAAUUCACUCACACAGAAAGAUGUCGAAGAUACGUUGAACAUUUACGAUCGGUAUCAAGGUGUUCUAGACCCAGUAUCGGCUCCUAACGUCCUCCGUCUGUCGGAAUUGUCCCAGAGAGGUUCUGGCAAGUUUGAACGUCUUUCCGUUGUCACAGACUGGACUCGAGAAAGACCAACCAGUGCGAUUAUCCACGGCCUGGAUCCGCAUGCUUUGAUAUCACCGAAGAAAACAUACUUUCUGGUUGGUAUGGCAAGCGAGCUGGGCCAGUCACUGGCCUACUUCCUAGUUCGCAGUGGCGCACGGUAUAUUGUGCUAUCCAGCCGAAAUCCGAAAGACAACCAGAACUGGCUUCGUGAUCUUCGAGCAGACGGGAUAGACAUUCGCGUGCUCAAAAUGGACGUCACCGACCGUGCCCAAGUGCACGGUACUGUCAACCACCUCCGUCAGACCAUGCCCGAGAUUGGUGGCGUGACCAACGCAGCCCUAGUUCUUGAGCCAGCCGUCUUCGCAAAUCUCUCUGCUGCAAGUAUCGCAAAACAAAUGAUGCCAAAGAUUCACGGCACAGUACAUCUGGACGAGGUGUUCAAGAACGAUCGCUUGGAUUUCUUCAUGUGUUUUGGCUCUUUGGGCACCGUGUUCGGUAACCCCGGUCAUGCAAUUUACCACGCUGGCAAUGCCUUCAUGAUGAGCUUGGUCGCGAACCGCAAACGGAGAGGGAUGGUAGGCUCGAUCCUAAACUUUGGAAUGCUGGUCGACGUCGGGUAUGUGGCCAGGGCAGAUCGCUCUGCUGGAUCCAACGUUGAGGAAUGGCUCCGCACCGACGGAUUGAUCGCCUUAUCCGAGGCGGACUUUCACCACGUCAUUCUCCAAGGAAUUAUCGCAGGUCAACUGGACUCUCCUACCAACGAGGUCAUCAUGGGUGUUGAGACAUAUCAUGACAAAGGACAAGUGCCGAGGCCAAGGUGGAUCGAGACCCCAACGCUCUCACAUAUGGUGCGCCCCGCGUCCGAAGCCACCGAGGGCGACUCCCCCUCGUCUGGAAGCCCGCAAUCAAAGUUGGAGAAUGCAAACACCGUUGAUGAGGCAGCUCCCUUCAUCAAUGACCUUCUAUCUCAGAAGAUCAAGUCCAUGAUCCACGUUUCAUUAGACUCAAUUCAUCCAGAUGAGCCAUUCUCACGCCUCGGGAUCGAUUCGAUCAACGCCAUCGAGAUCCGAAAGUGGCUUUGGGAACGUUUCAGAGUCGAAAUUUCUAUGGUGAAACUUCUUGGUCGAGACUCUUCGGCCGCAACAAUUCGGACUAUUGCCGCGCAGUAUUUGGCCAAGAGGCCUGGAGCCCCACCCAACAUUCCUAAUGAGCCUGGCUCCGCUGGAAAAGAGGAAGCACGCGUAGUGGACACUCAAGUGAUUGGCAAGUUGGGGGAAAUAACAACCAGCACCACGCCCAGUGAUGAGGACCGCUCGACUGAGAUCUAUCCUGCUCGGAGUUCUGGCGACAGUAAGACAUCCCAGUCGUCUUCCGAGAUUACACCUGACUCAUCACCAAUUUCUACUCCUACCCCGGAGCCUAGGCUAGAGAUCAUCCGGUCGGAGCGCCUGUCCAUUGCACAGGCUGGUCUUUUCUACAUCGACAAGUUCUCCGACACAAGAACGGCACUCAACCUCACGACAAGGUGGAGGAUUGAUGGCCCCUUGGAUGUUGAGCGGCUCGCUCGAGCGUUUCAGCAGACUGUGGAUCGUCAUGAGGCAUUGCGUACUUGUUUCUUCAAAAUCUCGGGUCACUCUGAGGUCCAGCAGCACGUUACCAGUACCAGAGACUUUUUGCUUACCCGUGUGCAAUCAACAGUGGAAACGGCCCUCGAUGAUGUGCAGGGGGUGUUCGACAGAUUUAAGCAGUAUGAGUAUGACGUUGAAACAGGAGAGACCCUUCAAGCUACCCUAGUGUGCCAUAACGCAGAAUGGCAUACCUUGGUUGUAGGAUUUCACAACCUCGUCAUUGAUGUUGUCAGCAUCUCGCUUAUCUUGAGUGAUAUUGCUCACUUGUAUCAAUUUCCACCGUGGUCUCGGUAUCCUACCUCUACCUCAUACCUCGACUAUACACAUGAGCAAAUGGAGGAUGUGCAGACUGGACGUUUUGACGAGGAUAUUGAAUACUGGGUCAAACAUCUUGACCCAUUGCCAGAGGCUCUCCCGUUGCUGCCGGUUGCAAAGGUCCAAACCAGACAGAGCAGUCGGGCAUACAGACACCACUACAGUUCCAGAGAGCUGAGCAGCAGCUUCGUGCAAACCAUUACAAAGAUCGGUCAAGCUCACGGUGUCGCUCCAAUGCAAUUCUAUCUUGCUGCCAUGCAGGUCUUCCUCUCCCGCCUGUUGAACAUCAAUGACAUGGUAAUUGGCGUUCUACACACCGGCCGUGAUCCUAUAAGCAAAUACAGGGAAACUGUCGGUCAUCUGGCCUCAAUCCUGCCAAUUCGUUUCAAGGGACUACUGGACAAGACUUUCCCCGAGCUAAUGACGGGCUCUCGAGAAAGCUUGCUCGAUAGCCUCAGCCACGCAAGCAUCCCGUUUGCUCUCAUUGUGGAAAAGCUGAGACGUGGAGUAAGCGAAGGGAACAUGCCGCUUAUCCAGGUCGCCUACAAUUACACAGUCGAUGACAGUCUCCCGAGCGCUCUAGGUGAGUGUGCUAUUGCCGUAGAGGAAGCGGAUUUCACAACCGUGUACGACUUUGUCCUGGACGUGCGGCGAUCGACUUCAGGCGGCCAUGUCAUUGGGAUUACAUGCACCGAUGACUUUUACCCGGAGUCAGCCACCCAGUUUAUCCUAGAUACAUUUAUCGGUGUUCUUGACGGUUUGGUUCAGAAGCCCCUGACUGCUGUGAAGGACUGCAGACUAUUCAGUGACACCCAGCUAGACCAGGCCAGAGCCAUUGGGCACGCUCCUGCCAUCGGGCGUUCUUGGCCGGGCACGUUGUCUGAAAGAUUCGAACAGGUCGCUGCCGAGUUCUCAGAUUCAGUUGCAAUCAAGGAUGGGGCCGAGGCGAUAACAUACGGCCAAUUGAGAGAAAAGGUCGAGCUUUAUGCCAGCAUUUUGGUCGAGGCAAAGAUCACAAGUCAAACUCGAGUGGCGGUGUUCUGCAAGCCCAGUAUUGACCUGUACGCGACAAUGCUGGCUAUCUUCCGGAUCAAGGCUGUCUUUGUUCCUCUGGAUAUCAGCGUCCCCGCCACCCGACGGAACGACAUGAUCAAGGCAUGUAAGCCCCAUGCAUUGGUCUUUCAUGCAGCCACUGCCCAAGCUGUAGCGGAGAACCACAUAAAUUCAGGCAGCGAGAUCACGCCUCUCAAUAUAACUCAACUAGCCCGAGUCCACCAACGGGGUUCUAUUGCUCUGUCCGAGCAGUCACCUUCCGAUCCCGGAUCUGAUAGCCACAUUCUCUUCACGAGUGGAUCUACCGGCGUACCUAAAGGCAUCAAGCUUCACCAGAGGGGUAUCAUGAACCUCGCUGCCAUUCUGAGCGAACGAAAUGGAUUUAGGCCGAUCAGAGUACUGCAACAAACUUCCAUCGGAUUCGAUGUGUCGUUCUCGCAAAUCUACAGCGCCUUCGCCAAUGGGGGCACCCUUGUGGUCGCUCCGUUUGAGAGCCGCGGCGACCCAGAUAUGCUUUCCAGGCUCAUACUUGACGAGGGGAUUGAGUUUACAAUGUGUACUCCGUCGGAAUACAACCUCCUUCUUACCUAUGCGCCAGAUCGUCUACGACAAUGUACUGAUUGGCGCUUUGCGGGGGCAGGAGGGGAGGUGCUCACUGAUCGGGUCGUCGAAGGCCUACGCGAUUUGAACCUGCCAAAUUUGAAGCUGAGUAACUGGUACGGACCUACUGAGGUUACUGUUGCUACAAGUCAAGAUAUCCCCUUCUAUGAUGACAUUCAUCAGGGCAAGAACAGGAUAGGCUCCAACAUUGGUCAUGUCGCACCGAACAACUCGAUUUACAUCACCAGUGAGGAUGACGGUAAAUUGCUACCAAUAGGCAUCCCAGGGGAGAUUUGCGUUGCAGGCAUCAUGGUAGCCAACGGGUACCUUGACUCGACCCUGAAUAAGGGUUUCUUUGUCGACAACCCAUUUGCUACUGCUCGGGAAGUACAACAGGGGGUUGCAAGAAUAUACAAAACCGGAGACAGAGGAUAUCUUCAAGAAGAUGGAUCUAUCAUUUUUCUCGGUCGAACUAAACGCGGCAGUACAGUUAUCAAGCUUCGGGGUCUGCGAAUCGACCUGAAUGAGGUGACUGGUGCUGUUUUGAAUGCAGCAUCUGACUACUUAGCAGACGCUGCUGUCACGGUCCGCGGCGAGCCACAGUUUCUAGUGUGCCAUGUGGCUUUCAAGUCUGGAAAGAACCUGGAGUAUCCGCACCUCAUAGAGCUUCUGCAAACGCUCCCACUUCCGAGGUACAUGAUCCCAGCCACUAUUGUGGUGUUGGAUCGUCUACCAAUGGUGCCAAACGGAAAGCUAGAUCUCGAGCUUUUGAAAAGUUUGCCUCUUCCUACAACUGAAGCUUCAUCGGUGCACACGCAAACACAAGUCCUUGCUCCAAAUAGGAAAGCCCUGACCCCCAUGGAAGAAAGACUUCGCGCGCUUUGGGUUGAUGUCAUUGGAGUAGUCGCAGAUGCGGCUGACAUUGAUGCGCACUCUUCCUUCCUAGCAGUAGGAGGAAACUCUUUUCUUUUGGUUCAGCUGCAGUAUACUAUUGGCCGCCUGUUUGGGGUGAAGAUUUCUCUCUCGCAACUGGGCCAGGCAGCGGACCUGAGAGAUAUGGCGGCGUUGAUUGAGAAGACGCGGUGA
This is a messenger RNA of Aspergillus melleus, 8865 nucleotides long. RefSeq lists its product as uncharacterized. Gene Ontology annotation, biological process: secondary metabolite biosynthetic process; amino acid activation for nonribosomal peptide biosynthetic process. Gene Ontology annotation, molecular function: phosphopantetheine binding; transferase activity. Bases 1 to 8865 code for a protein of 2954 amino acids. NCBI's taxonomy places the organism in Eukaryota, Fungi, Ascomycota, Eurotiomycetes, Eurotiales, Aspergillaceae. The transcript has a single exon. Gene Ontology annotation, cellular component: cytoplasm. The record is from RefSeq and is a predicted model, not a curated record.